Messenger RNA from Asterias rubens (European starfish), 1153 nucleotides. RefSeq names its product PRA1 family protein 3-like. The record is from RefSeq and is a predicted model, not a curated record. The coding region runs from base 25 to 561 and encodes 178 amino acids. Gene Ontology annotation, cellular component: membrane. The transcript has 3 exons. Lineage: Eukaryota; Metazoa; Echinodermata; Asteroidea; Forcipulatida; Asteriidae.
ACACAACUACACAAAAUUGCAAAAAUGGACGAUGUGGAAGUACCUCCCUUGCGAUCGUUGAAUGAUUUCCUCCUGGAGUCGGCUCGGUUCUCUACCCCUGCCUUUAAUAAUUUAACAAGAUGGACCAACCGUGUGAUAGACAACCUCCUGUAUUACCAAUGCAACUAUAUACUAACUGCUGUGCUGGCAUUUCUUAUAGUCGGGACGAUGAAUCCCAGAGCGAUGUUAGUCGGCAUCUUGACCAUGGUUGUCAUCUUUGCUAUCUUCAUCUACACCACAAAUAACCGCUCUGAGAUGCAGCGAUUCAAGAGGAGUCAUCCUUUUAUCUGUUUCCUGCUCGUCUUGCUUUGCUGCUUUCUCUUAUUGAAGGUGUUUGGUGGUCUGUUGGUCUUUGUAUGGGGUGUUACGCUUCCAAUGGCAAUUAUCUUUAUUCAUGCCUCCAUGAGAAUGCGCAACGUUAAGAACAAAAUGAGCAAGAAGCUUGAGUCACUGGGACUCAAGAGAACACCCAUGGGGAUCCUACUCUACCAGCUGGGUCUAGAGGAGCAGGCGCGGUCUUGAAGAAAGAAAACCAGGCAAGAAAAUAAAACAGGCUGUUCUGUACUAAUACUUCCUCUACAAGAUUUUGCUAACGGGUUUACGUACUUCAGAACAGGGACUAAUCUCAUAGAGCUGCUUAACGGCUAAUUUUGUGCUUACUGUCUGAUUUCCUUUUAAUAGCGCUACUAACUGUAAGCACACAAAAAGGAAUGUUAACCUUCCGGUGCUUAGUGCAUACCAAUAAAUGACAUCACAUGGUGAACGCACAAGAUGAGUGCCUAAUUUUCUUGCACACCUUAGCAAUAAGCAGGGCUAUGAAAUUGUUGGACCCUGCUCAUAAUUACAUUCAAAUCAAAUAAUUUUUGCUUGCCACAUGAAAAGUCAAACCCCAAAUGGAAUGAAGUAAACUGAUUCCUGAAAUACACCAAUGGGUCUAGAGUUUUCAACAUUUUCAAAGUAGUCCAUUGUGGAUUUCUUUGCAAUAAGUGUACAUGUAAUUCAGACUCUCCACUGUUUUUCUCCUUAUGAAAUCAAUUCCUUAAAAGGCACUGGACACCCUUGAUACUUGUCAAAGACCAGUCUUCUCACUUGGUGUAUCUCAACAUAUGUAUAA